CCGCCUGUUGUCUGUCAUCUUUAUCAUCAUUUAGCACGAUAAGUUUGGAAGAUUUUGGCUUUCCCGCCUUUUAGUAUUUGUUACUACCACUACUAUUGGGAAAAAAUUCAUACCUUUUUCUCGUACCAAAAUUUUUAAAUGCUAUCAAUUAUUGCGAGAUGGUCGGCUCGCAAGGGCAAAAUCACCUCUGCUCUUAAUUCGACUGAACACUUAAAUGAUUCAUUCCCUUGUAUUAGACACAUUAUUAUUCAACUUCAUCACUAUCAUCAACACUCAUUUUCACAAAAUCCAACUCAACAUUACGCCUAUCUUCUCCAAUCUUGCAUCGCUCGGAAAGCAGUUGAGCCUGGAAAACAGCUCCACGCGCAUCUCUGCCUCACGGGUUUAGGCUACAACAUUAAUUUGGCAACGAAGUUGGUCAAUCUAUAUUGUGUUUGUGAUAAAUUGUCGAAUGCCCAUCACCUGUUUGAUAGAAUUCCUAAAGGAAAUAUUUUUCUUUGGAAUGUUUUGAUUCGUGGGUAUGCUUGGAAUGGACCUUACCAGGCUGCAAUUUCUUUGUAUUAUCAAAUGCUUGAUUAUGGGCUUGUUCCUGAUAAUUUUACCUUUCCGUUUGUGUUAAAAGCGUGCUCGGCCUUGACGGCGAUUGAUGUGGGGAGGGAUAUUCAUGAACACGCGAAAAGAACGAAGUGGCAUAAGGAUGUUUUCGUGGGUGCCUCCCUUAUCGACAUGUAUGCUAAGUGUGGUUGUGUUGGUAGGUCGAGGCUGGUGUUUGACAAUGUUGCGGAGAGGGAUGUAGUUGUUUGGAAUUCAAUGCUUGCUUCUUACUCACAAAAUGGUCACCCUGAGGAUUGUUUGUCUUUAUGUGGUGAAAUGGCAUGUGAAGGUGUUAGACCUACGGAGGCGACCUUAGUGACUGCUAUUUCUGCUUCUGCUGAUGUGGCGGCCCUUCGACAGGGAAGGGAGCUUCAUGGGUAUAGUUGGAGACAGGGUUUUGACUCUCUGGACAAAGUGAAGACAGCACUCGUGGAUAUGUAUGCCAAGAGUGGGUCCGUGAAUGUUGCUAGGAUCUUGUUCGAAGCACUCGAGGAGAAAAGAGUUGUUUCUUGGAAUGCAAUGAUCACAGGAUAUGCAAUGCAUGGUCAUGCUAAUGCAGCACUUAUUUUGUUUAAUCAGAUGGUUGGUAAGGCUCAGCCGGAUCAUAUAACUUUUGUUGGGGUUUUAUCUGCUUGUAACCAUGGAGGUUUGUUGAAUGAAGGGAGAAUGUAUUUUGAUUCAAUGGUAAAAGAUUACGGAAUUGAACCAACCAUUCAGCACAUUACAUGCAUGGUUGAUCUCUUAGGUCAUAGUGGUCGCUUAGAUGAGGCUUAUGGACUUAUGAUGCAGAUGAAAGUUAUGCCAGAUGCUGGUGUCUGGGGUGCAUUGCUUAAUUCGUGCAAAAUCCAUGGUCAUGUGGAGUUUGCAGAAUUGGCAUUGGAGAGGUUAAUUGAACUUGAGCCUGAUGACGCAGGAAAUUACGUGAUUCUGUCAAACAUUUAUGCCCAAGCAGGUAGAUGGGAAGGUGUUGCAAAGCUUAGAGAACUAAUGAAUGAAAGAGGUGUAAAGAAAACCAUCGCGUACAGUUGGAUUGAAGUUAAAAACAAAGUACAUGCAUUUCUCUCGGGGGAUACCUCUCAUCCUAUGUCUGAUGAGAUUUAUGCAGAGCUAGACAGCUUGAAAGCACGAAUGGUACAAGCUGGUUAUGUCCCAAACAUUACACCUGUUUUCCAUGAUGUGGAAGAUGACGAGAAGAGCAGAAUGGUC
Messenger RNA from Nicotiana tabacum (common tobacco), 1800 nucleotides. Its product is annotated as pentatricopeptide repeat-containing protein CRR2, chloroplastic-like. Gene Ontology annotation, molecular function: RNA binding; protein binding; zinc ion binding. Lineage: Eukaryota; Viridiplantae; Streptophyta; Magnoliopsida; Solanales; Solanaceae. The record is from RefSeq and is a predicted model, not a curated record. Gene Ontology annotation, biological process: RNA modification.